UCUAACUUUCUUACAUUCCAUUCGUAAAGAUGUUCGGAGAGCCUCGUAAUUUUCCGACAAUUUAAUAUUUUAAUAGUAUUCAAAGUUUCUCAGUUUCUCUGCUGGAAUUAUUGCGGCAAAUUUCUGCAACAUAUGGCAACGUAUUCAUAUUUUCCUACAGCUUGUUGCAAACAUGAACUGUAUUCGUAUUGGUGCUGUUCUUUUCCUUUGUUGUUGUUACGUGGUAUUUGAAUUAUUAGGGGAGAAGGCUACAAGCAAUGUUAAACCCCAAGAUGAUACAGUCACUGAGCAAACUCAGCUUGAGUUUGAUGCUGUUCAAAAGCUUCACAUCCAUUUGGAUGAUGAUAAUGAUGGUGAUGUGGAUUUUUCUGAAUCUGAGGAGUUUUUAAAACAUGAAUUGAAAGUGAAAGAUCAUAAACGUCAUUCAAAGUUUCAUUCGGGUGAUGGUUCGAUUAGUGUUAAUGAUCUCUGGAAAGCAUGGCAAAAAAGUGAAGUCAGUAAAUGGUCACCUCAUGAUGUUGCAAACUGGUUAACACAUGAUGUUAAUUUGCCCCAACAUGUUGAAGUCUUUACGAAAAACAAAAUAAAUGGACAUCAUCUACCAAGGUUGGCUUCGCCGGUCGAUGGUAUAUUGUUGAAUGAUUUGAAAAUUACAAAUAUAAUUGAGAGAAAAAAGAUUGCAUUAAGAGCAAUGGAUGUUGUUCUCUUUGGUGCUCCCAGAAGGCAUAACUAUUUAAAAGACUUCGUAUUGGGGUUGAUGGUUCUUGUUGCAAUGAUGGGAUUCUGGUUUUCCAAUGUACAAAAACGUAAAGCUCAAAAGCAAAUGGAAUCCAUGACGAAAGAUAUAGAAUUUUUGCAAGAUGCAGAGAAAAACCUAACCAGUCUUCAAAAUAGGCUUAAAGAAGCUGAGACAAAUCAUCAAGUAGUUCAACAAGAAAAGUUUCAAUUGGAAAGUAAUCUCAAAGACGAAAUUGAAGCGGCUAAGCGUGAAGCACAGCGUCUUCGAGAGGCACGAGAAGACCACUCGGAAGAAAUUCACACUCGACUUAAAUUGGCUGAACAAGAAUUGGUUCAGGUAAGAGAGGCACUGCAGAAAGCAGAAAAAGAAGUUGAGUAUUUGUCUUCGGAAAUGAGUUCCUCUCUACAGAAAUGGCUUCGAAUCACAUAUCAAAAAGAGGUGAAAAAUUUCCAGUAUCGACGUAACGUUGCAAUGAAGAAGAUGGAAGAAGCCAAAGAUGCUUGUUACAGAUUGAAGCGUAAACGUGGUUCAAUGUUUGGUGCAUUGCGUCUUGCUCAUGAUCAAAAUAUUGAUGAUGUUGAUCAAAGAAUACUUGCAGCUCGAACGUCGUUGGCAGAAGUAACAAGUGACUUAGAAGAACUUCAAUAUCGUUGGCAACAAAUAGAAACAUCUUGUCGUCUUGAACUUGGUGUUUGUACGUCGUUUUUAUGCAAUGAGUCGACUGACUCACCCGUCAAUGCAUCACGACUAGGGCAGUCUGUCAAGUCGGCUGCUGGAUUAGGAUCAGCUGGCACUACCUCUCGCGAAUCCCUUUCGUAUCAUCGAGUAUACACAUAUCCCUCACUUUUAACUGCGGAAGAGAAUCCCUCUCCUUACCAAACGUUGGGAAAGUCAUAUGAAAGACAUUCCUCUGAUCCGAGUGGGAGAACGAGUGAGCGGCCUACUACCGAAGAAUUGGAAUGUAACGGAGAUGAUGUAAAUGGCAGGUACACUGAAUCUGUUGACGGUGUAGAUGAUUGCAGCGGGAGUGAAUUUGAACGAAACAUUGAUUCCGAGUAUUCUCUCAGUCAACAAGACAUCACUGAUGUUCUUACUGAGGGGAACAAUUAGUUAAAAUUACAAAAAAAGAAUUCCGGUGAAAAUGGGUCAUUUUGGAAUGACAAAUCCAAGAGUCAUUCAUUCUCCAGUUCAGAGAGUAAAAACACAGGAUUUAAAAAGAAGUGGUGGUCUCGAGGGAAGAAACACCAUAGCGAGGACGGAAAUUAUGAAACAAACUCAAUUCAAUCGUCCAAAUCGAAAGGCUCAAUGCCCAUAUUAUCGCAAAGGUAGUUUAUUUGUAGGGAAACACAGGGAAAAUUAUUGUAGAAACUAAUCUUAGUCACCUGGGUUGUAUAUAUAGUUGUCCAUAGAAAUUAUAUUUAAUUUUUUUAUGAUGCGUAUUGACAAUAUAACAACCAUGCAAUAAUGCAUUU
Messenger RNA from Dendronephthya gigantea, 2211 nucleotides. Its product is annotated as stromal interaction molecule 1-like. The transcript is spliced from 11 exons. NCBI's taxonomy places the organism in Eukaryota, Metazoa, Cnidaria, Anthozoa, Malacalcyonacea, Nephtheidae. The coding region runs from base 173 to 1849 and encodes 558 amino acids. Gene Ontology annotation, molecular function: calcium ion binding; protein binding; calcium channel regulator activity. Gene Ontology annotation, cellular component: plasma membrane; endoplasmic reticulum. Gene Ontology annotation, biological process: activation of store-operated calcium channel activity; store-operated calcium entry; intracellular calcium ion homeostasis. The record is from RefSeq and is a predicted model, not a curated record.